Molecule: messenger RNA, 995 nt
Organism: Solanum dulcamara
Lineage: Eukaryota; Viridiplantae; Streptophyta; Magnoliopsida; Solanales; Solanaceae
Product: probable calcium-binding protein CML36
Exons: 1
Coding region: 148-783 (211 amino acids)
Molecular function (GO): calcium ion binding
Source: RefSeq, a predicted model, not a curated record
AUACUCUUCAAAUUUUUCACUCUCUCUCUACGAAGCUUCCUCGAAGCUCACUAAUGGAGUCCUACUUAACCUCCUCCAUUCCUUCUUCCUUCCUUCCUCCCAUCAAUCUUCUUCUUCAGUUCCUUUUCCUUCUGCAAAUUCUCAGCUAUGAAGUUCCCCAAAAACUUCUUCAAGUCCAAAAAAUCCCGUUCCCUUUCCAGAACCGAUGAUCCGUCUUACUCCUCUUCUUCCUCCUCUUCCAAUAAAGGCGGUGGAGGCGGUAUCUCUACUCCUACGAGCGUAUUACCGACUUUAUCCAACGAGAUCUCAGCUGACGAGUGGUCCGAGAUCUCUACCGCUGGAGUUUACUCCGACUUAGUCCAAGCGUUUUCCUUAAUCGAUAACGGAGACGGUAAGAUAAGGAAGGAACGGCUCAAGGCGAUUUUAAGCAGAGUUGGAGGUAAAUCUCCUCCGAGCGAGGAGGAACUGGUGUUGUUGCUUGAUGAAUUGGAUAAGAACGGAGAUGGAUGUAUAAGUCUAGAGGAUUUUGAAACUAUCAGCUCGGCGUUGCCGCCGUCGGCGGCGGCGGAAGAUGUAGCUGAGAUGAAAGAUGCGUUUGAUUUCUUCGACGAGGAUCACGACGGGAGAAUCACCGGCGAGGAAUUGUUCAACGUGUUUAGAAUGAUCGGCGAUGAGCGGUGCACGUUAGAGGAAUGUAAGCGUAUGAUAAGAAGAGUAGAUAAAAAUGGAGACGGAUUCGUCUGCUUCGAGGAUUUUUGUCUUAUGAUGGAACAGCAGAGAUAAAAAAAAUAAAAUAAAAAAUAGAAAUCGUUUUAAUUUAUUUUAUUUGUUGUGUUAUUAGUUGGAAGAAUUAUCGAGAAGAAAUAUAUAUAUAGUAAAAUGAGAACAAAUUCCUUCACUUUUAACCCAAGAUAUAUUGAACAUUAGUUUCUAUAGUUCUCUUUAGAUUCUAUGAUUAUACUUGCAUAAAUAAUAUUGUUCUUUUGGGGGUUCAA